Molecule: messenger RNA, 1663 nt
Organism: Beta vulgaris subsp. vulgaris (sugar beet)
Lineage: Eukaryota; Viridiplantae; Streptophyta; Magnoliopsida; Caryophyllales; Amaranthaceae
Product: gibberellin 20 oxidase 1-D
Exons: 3
Coding region: 148-1317 (389 amino acids)
Biological process (GO): unidimensional cell growth; flower development; gibberellin biosynthetic process
Molecular function (GO): gibberellin 20-oxidase activity
Source: RefSeq, a predicted model, not a curated record
CUCUUUUCCUCAUUAAAAACAUAAACCUUUAAGGCUUUAAUACCCUUUCCAUCUAAGUUCCACGCUCUUCCUCCCCUUUAAAACACCCUCAUUUUUUUUUUCUUUUGUUGUAAAACUUCAACUCUUAACAAAAAACUUCAUGCAACAAUGGCUAUUGAUUGCAUGAGAAAUUUAUCUUCUACCCCAAAAUCCUACCAAAACUCUAAACAAGAGCAAAACAAUCCACUUAUUUUUGAUGCCUCAUUUCUUAACCAUCAAUCACAUAUACCUCAACAAUUUAUAUGGCCAGAUGGUGAAAAACCCGAUUUCAUUGAACCCGAAGAAUUAGCAGUACCCCUUAUCGAUCUCCAAGGUUUUCUAUCAGAUGAUCCUGAGGAAACCUUAAAGGCCUCGAAACUCAUAGGCGAAGCAUGUCUUAAACAUGGCUUCUUCCUUGUUGUUAAUCAUGGUGUUGAAAGAGAUUUAAUCAAAGAUGCCCAUAAUUUAAUGGAUGACUUUUUUGAAGAACCUUUGUCUCUAAAGCAAAAAGCUCUAAGGAAGCUUGGAGAACAUUGUGGUUAUGCUAGUAGUUUUACUGGUAGAUUCUCUUGUAAUUUACCUUGGAAAGAAACUCUUUCCUUUAACUACUCUCCUCAGGAGAGUUCAUCUUCUAAAACUCAUGUCCAAGAUUACUUCAACAAUAAAUUUGGUGAUUCUUUCAAUCACUUGGGGACAACGUACCAACAAUACUGCGAAGCGAUGAGCACACUUUCACUUAGAAUCAUGGAAUUACUUGGUCUAAGCCUAGGAGUAGGAAGAAGACAUUUUAGAGAAUUUUUUGAAGGACAUGAAUCAGUGAUGCGACUGAAUUACUAUCCACCAUGUCAAAGACCUGACCUCACCCUCGGAACUGGCCCUCAUUGUGACCCAACUUCAUUAACCAUCCUUCACCAAGACCAAGUUGGUGGUCUUCAAGUGUUUGCUGAUGGAAAAUGGCGUUCCAUUUCUCCCAAUUUCAACGCUUUUGUCGUCAACAUUGGUGACACUUUCAUGGCGUUAUCAAAUGGAAGAUACAAGAGUUGCUUGCAUAGAGCUGUGGUGAAUAGUGAAAAGCCAAGGAAAUCAUUAGCAUUUUUCCUAUGCCCAAACAAGGAUAAGGUGGUAAAACCACCAAGAGAACUUGUAGACGAAGAGAAUAACCCAAGGGUGUAUCCUGAUUUUACAUGGCCUCUGUUGCUGGAAUUCACACAAAAGCACUAUAGAGCUGAUAUGAAUACUUUGAAGGUUUUCUCUCAAUGGGUUCAACAACAAAGAUCAACUCAACAAGUGGAAAAGUGACCUAAAAUUGACCUAUUUUGGAAGUUAUUAUCCCAUAAGAGUACUUCUAUAUUUAAAGAAAAGAGAGAUUAUUGGAAAUAUUGAGGAUAAGAGGGGAGAGAGAUCAUGAUGCAUGAUAUAAUAGUAUAAAUGAAAAGAAAAAAAGUUUUUCAAGGUAGUUUGCAGACUGGAAUUAAAGAGCUUAUUUAGCACUUUUCUUUAAUUUCCUUGUUUUUUAAUAUUUUAAUUUAGUAGACAAACUAGUUAGUGUUUAGAUGAGGCAAGUAAUCUAAGAAACAAAAGAAUUAGGCAUAAUCAAUAUUUAUUUUCAUGUAUAAAUUUGAUAUAAUAAUAUAGUAAUUAUCUA